CCAAAACUCCACUGCUUGCACGAUGCCAGGUAUAUACGCAUGGGGAUCGGGUUCAUCAGGGCAACUAGGCACACGCGAUGACUUGGACUACGCGGAGCCGGUGAAGGUAGAUUUUGAGGCUGCGUUCGUCGGCAUCACCACAGGCGGUGGUCAUAGCGCAGGAUGGACAACGAGUGGCGAAUUGUUUACAUGGGGGGACGCGAGUCGGGACCGGUUAGGACGCGCAACGUCAUCGUCACCAUCUCUGGUCGCUAAACCAGUGCUUGGGCUCCCACCGAUAGAUCUCGCGUGUUGUGGGUGGUGGCAUACGGUGGCUAUUUCUCAAGCCCAAGACAGCACUGACACGAGCAGCAGCCGUCCAACCCAAGUGUAUGUAUGGGGCCACGGCCACGCAUCGAAGGAAGCGCUGCCUCUCGUCGCAGGCGAUGCACAAGGAACUCGGUCCACAUGUGCUAAAGUGCUGGUCACGUCCUUUCCAUCGUCCAUUUGCGUCACAAGUCUAUCAUGCGGCUGGAAACAUUCGCUCAUAGCGACGCAGGACGGUCGGGUGUUUGCAUGGGGCAAGGGCCGACAUGGCGAGCUGGCGAUGGGGCCGACCGCGACAGAAGCCAUGGUGCCAACACGAAUCGAGUCGUUGGCGCCGCAGACCAUCCACAGAGUCUUUUGUGGGUGGCAGCACUCUGUUUUUCUCACAGCUCUGGGUGACGUCUGGACGAGUGGGAGCAAUAAGCAUGGCCAGCUCGGUGUGCCACAGGUGGCACACGCAUUUGUUCCCCAACGAGUGCAGGUGUUAAAUACAACCGAUGAAGCGAUGGUCGACGUAAGUGUGGGAUGGCAUCAUGCGGUAUGCCUCGGCCGCAGCGGCGCCGUCUAUGGAUGGGGCAAAGGGGAUUUGGGGCAGCUAGGUUUUGGCUCAUUCGAGUCGAAAUCCACGCCCCAGCCACUGCCAGUCUUUGCACAUCCACCCGCUACCGUUUGUCAAGUUGCGUGUGGUUCAGAACACACUCUCUUCGUGAUGGCAGAUGGUCAGGUGUACUCGUGUGGCUGGGGGGAGCAUGGAAAUCUCGGACAUGGCAACAUCGACAACGUGGCCACACCUACAAAGAUUGCGUUCUUCCAGUCGCGCGGUGUGCAUGUUGACCGGUGCAUUGCAGGGGGGGCGGUGUCAAUAGCGUUAACUCACUGAUGUCAAAUGUCCCAAUGUUGGCAGCG
Aphanomyces invadans is the source of this 1212-nucleotide messenger RNA. RefSeq lists its product as hypothetical. Gene Ontology annotation, cellular component: cytoplasm. Lineage: Eukaryota; Oomycota; Saprolegniomycetes; Saprolegniales; Verrucalvaceae. The record is from RefSeq and is a predicted model, not a curated record. The transcript is spliced from 12 exons. Bases 23 to 1186 code for a protein of 387 amino acids. Gene Ontology annotation, molecular function: guanyl-nucleotide exchange factor activity.